AUGGCCCCGCCGCGGCCGCCCCCGGCGUCGCAGCCACAGCCACCGCCUGGCCGCCCGGCCGCCCGGAAGGCGCGCCACUUCCAGGCCUCCUUCCACUCGGGGCGCGCGCACCUCGUCAGUGAGCGCCGGCGCACGGCCGACAUAGCCCUGUCAGCAGGGGACGCUCCCACGGCCGGCGGCCCUCCCGCGCCCACGGUCACAGUCGGUCGAUUUGAUUUCAAUGCGCCGGAUGACGCGCCCCUCCCCGAGCCCGGCCCCGCGACCGGCACGCCCGGCCCCCGGCACUUCGACCGGUUUCUCCUGCACCCGGCCGUCCUGCGAGCAAUCCGCUUGGCCGGCUACUGCCAGCCCUCGCCGGUCCAGGCGGCCGCCCUGCCCGUAGCUCGCGCCGGGGCCGAUCUCGUCGUGCAGAGCGCCUCGGGCACCGGCAAGACCUUGGUCUUUGCCAUCCCCAUCGCAGAGCUGGUUCUGUCGGACCGCGGGGCCAGCCGAGCGGCGGCGGCGGCGGCGGCGGGCGCCGCCGCGUCCACUUCCCCUGGCCCCGGGGCGCAUGGGCCCCCGGUCGAUCCCACUCGAGCCUUGGUGGUGGCCCCGACGCGCGAGAUCGCCAUCCAAAUCGCCGACGUCCUGCGCGCCUGCCUGCCGGAGCCCGCCGGCUCCGGCCCCGGGGCCUGGGUGGCCCUAUGCAUCGGCGGGCAAUCGGUGCAAGAUGGCCGGCGGAGCUUCGGCGAUCCGCGCCUGGCCCCGGUGGUCGUUGGCACCCCCGGGCGUCUGGGGCACUUGCUGGAGGCCGGGGAUCUGCGCCUCGGCCGCGUGCGCAUCCUUGUUCUGGAUGAGGCGGAUCUGCUCUUCCGCGGCUUGGGUCCCGGGCGUGGCAGUGGCGCUGGCGGCGGCGGCGGCGGCGGCGGCGGCGGCGGCAGCGACGGCACCACGAGCAGCAGCACCACCCCCUUCCACCGGGAUUUGCUGCGAGUGGUGCGCGCAUGCCCGGCUCCCGGCGACCGGCAGACCAUCCUAGUGUCGGCCACCUGGCCCCCGGGUGUCCGGCGUCUGGCCGGCGAGGUGGUGUAUGGCCGGCCGGUCGGCGGCCGAGCCCUUGGUCCGGCGCCAUCACCGGUGCUGGUGGCCGUCGGUCGUGGCGAUCGUCCGGCCCUGCGUGGCCUUGCGCACUUUCACCUGGACCCAGGUCUUGGGACGGCCCCGCCAGGGGCGCUGGCCUCGAUUGUUGCCAGCGCUCUCGGCCUGCCGGCCGACGACCCGGAAGUUGAAGACCUGACGGCCAAAGUCCACCGGCUGUCGGAACUCCUCCAUGCCAACACCCCUGGCCCGGUGCACCAGGCGGUGGUCUUCGCCCGGCGGCGGAGCCACGUCUCCGCGGUGGCCACCGCCCUGGAGCGCCUGGGCCACCGCGUGGUGGCACUCUCCUCGCUGGAGGAGCAGGAGGCCCGGGUGCGCGCGCUGCAGGCCCUUCGCUCCAGCACCGCCCGGGUGCUGGUAUCGACGGACCUGGCCGCGCGCGGGGUGGACCUCGAGCGCGUCAACCUCGUGGCCAUGCUGGACGUCGGCACGUCCGGACCCCCGGGCCAUGCACCGGACGAGGGCCCCACCAAAGCGCCAGUGCCCAUGGGCCCGCUGGAUGCCGAGCAGGCGGCCCAGUACUUCCAUCGGGCCGGCCGCGCGGGGCGCUUCGGGUCCUUCGGGGCCGUGGUGCUGGUUGACCGGCUGGCGGCCGUCCGGCGGCUUGCCCCUCUACUCGGCGCCGAAGUCCUCCCCGAGAGCGGCCCUCCGCCCGGGGAUGAUGGCGACUACUUUGCCCUGAUGAAUGGCGGGGAUCUGGCCGGUCCCGAGCCCGGGAUGCGGAUCUUCCCCUGUCCGCCAGUCCUGCCCGGCCUCAUUGGCGACUACCUGACGGCCGAGCCGGCGGCCAGCCCCCCCUCCGCGGCCAAACCCAACGACACCGACCAAAAUGCAGCACCCGGGCACAGUGACGACGAGGCGGAGUACACCCGGCGCGCGGCCGCCGCAUCGGGACGCAGUCUCCGCGCCCUGGCCGGGCUCCUGGCCCAGGCCGAGCAAUCGGUCAUGGCCCCGGACGAUCUACCCUCGGCGGAGGAGCUGGAGGGCCCCGUGGCCGGUGACGCCCCCCGGGCCCCGGGGCCAGGCCCGACAGCGCCGGCCACCCCCCCGGCCGCGGUCGCAUCCUCGCAUGCCAGCACCCGGCCCGGCUCCUGGAACUGGCCAUCGGGCACGACCAUCCCCGGACCCGAUCCUCCUUGGGUUCCCGCGCCGGGGCCCGUGUGUCCGGCGCUUCUGACCCCUGCCUCAUGGCCGCGGAUGCCCCUGCUGGAUGGGCGGCCCGCCUGGCCAGCGGCGGGGGCGCCCGCUUUUCUGCCCUUUCGCCGGCUCCCGAGCGACCUUGCGUGA
Messenger RNA from Fonticula alba, 2424 nucleotides. RefSeq lists its product as hypothetical. Lineage: Eukaryota; Rotosphaerida; Fonticulaceae. Gene Ontology annotation, molecular function: nucleic acid binding; ATP binding; RNA helicase activity. The record is from RefSeq and is a predicted model, not a curated record. The coding region runs from base 1 to 2424 and encodes 807 amino acids. The transcript is spliced from 2 exons.